AUGUUUCUGUCCUACCUAAGUAAGGCAUUGCACUUUGUUUGGCCUGCCGCGGCCGCGCGCGUUUGGCAGGUGUCAACAGCCAACAGUACCAAGUACCGCACACUGCCAACUGCCAACUGCCAACCACAUACCUACCUACUACCCAAGGACCGCAUCACUUCUCCCAUCCAUGCCCGUUUGGUCAUGGCAUCCAAAGCAAACACACCCCAGUACCCUCCGUCCAUCAACCCGCCACUUCUGCCGCUCUCCGAGAGCGCCUUUGGCAGACCCCUACCUGCGAGCUCGACUUUUCACAGCCUGAUGCACAAUGGCCGCCCUCUGUUCAGCAGUCAUACCUGGACCUCGACUAGCGGCGACCUCGGUCUGCUCAAAGAUGCCGACGAGGUCGAAGACCGGGCCAUAUUUGUGCAGGAAUACAAUCGCUUGGCCAAAAAGGUUGUUGGAGCCUUAUUCGACUACUACUGCCACAUGGAUAAGAGCGGUGCCGAUAUUUCCGGAACCGUACGAUCAGCAACAUUGCCACUACAUAUUCAUUACUCAGCUCACGAUGUCGCGUCAACAUUGAAGAGACUUUUGUCAACAUUGCCCGGUGGCAUACUCGGCUCUCUUCUACUAUUUGACUCGUUCAUAGCUAUCCAAUCACAGCUAAAUGCGGAACCCGAGUUUCCACGAACCAAUCAAACCAAGGUCAGAGCAAGAUUGAUCGCACUAGCCAUUGGGACAAUCGAAUCGCAAUACCGAAGAGAGUUGAUAUGUGCAAUAUUCGGGCUGCUCAGCAUGAUUGGUCGCAUUGCGGAGGUGGCCCCAAGAGAAGACGAGUCUGGCUUGCCACUGCCGACAACAGACCUGAUGGGUUAUGGUGCGCUCAGCAUUUGCUUUGGACCGCUACUUAUUGGCGACUUGCUCGCAUCAUACACAAUGAAGAUCGCCGCUCUAGACUCAGGUCUUAUCCUCCUGCCACCAGCUACGCAGCAAAUUCGCAAGGACACGCGAAAGAACAGGCCCGGAAGUAGCAUCAAGAACGUUCAGCCGGCCGUUGACAAGAUCCUCAUUGCAAAUAGAGUGACAGAAAUGCUGAUUUCGAAUUGGAGAGACAUUGUUCGGCAGAUGAAGUCACUCGGCACUCACAGAAGAAGACAUACGUCUGGCGGCAGCUUCAGCAGACCGUCACUUCGGCCGUCCGCUUCGGAAGCCUUUUUGACAAAAAUCCCAAGUGAUUUCCCUCAAAUAAGACCAAGCUCGGCGGUUGUUACUAGAAACACGACAGAAGAUGCCGAUUUUGGGUUUGCCGCCCUGAACAAGCCCCCAAUCCCAGCGAAACGAGCUUCCGGCUUUCUGAGGCAAAAGGCUAGCGUUAACACUCUGAGCCCUACUAUAGAAGAGAGCCCCAAGAAUGCGCGCGUCAGAAAUGAAGCCGUAAUUGAAGAGGAAACCGGGCCUGGCAAGCACUUUAUGACCCCAGAUGCAGAAGCAAAGCCCAAAGCAAACCGAUCAACCAUGACUGAAGGAACCCAAACAGAGAUGGGAUCUCCCGUGAAAAGGAAGAGGUUCACAGUUCCACCCAGACUAUCGUCAAUUGAUUCGCUAAACCAGCCUCGACCGGAAGCUGCUGAUGGAGGCCAAAUCCACCCGAGUAGCAAGGAUCAAGUGCUAGGAAAAGACGAAACCAGACCGCCCCCAAAACGAGAACCUAACAGGCGUGUAAAUUCAGGACAAGACACCCCUCCUCAGUUCUAUUCACCUGCCAUGUCAGCCCCGGUAUCUGGUGAAAUGUCUCAAGAGACCCCUAGCGGGACAAAGACAGAAAAUAUCGAAAUGUUCCCUGGCAGUGCACAGGGGACCAAGGCUGUACCACCUAGGAUGAGCGGGGCGCAAUCUCCAGCGACAGAUUCAAAGUACCAACUGAAGCGAUACAAACGAAAGAAUUACGAACCUCUGACUGGUAGCCCGAUCAAAGGUAGAGGUACGCCCAGCCCUGGGGAAGACGUCGCUCAUGGCUUUGGAAUGGUCAGUACGCCGAGCGAUAUUGAAAGCGGAAGUGGUAUGCCAAAGACUGGCAAAGGCAGCCAUCCAAACAGUCCAGUCAAGACCAAUCCGAGGAAGCUAAAACGAUCGAGAAGUGGCCCACUGGCAGACUCGACUACACGAAAGUAUGAUGACGUGUUUAAGCCGAAUCAGUGUGCCCCAGUGGUAGUUUGGAGAAACGGCGUCCUGCAGAAAAGCCCUCAGGCCAAGGUGCUACGUUCCUCUGUAAGUGACGGGGUUUCAUUGAGAGCGUCGGCGAUAAAGAGCCUGAUCAAUGCCGGCAAAAGUCGAAUCAAACACUCUCAGGCUAGCAGCGACAAGAAACGUGGACCGUACAACGACCAUGAAGAGCCCGAUUCAUGGGCCACGUGCUGUCAGGAAGGUUUGCCUAUGUAUAAGAGGCCAGAGUCCAUCAUUCGGCACUUGAAUGUGUGUCACGGAUACAAGUUAUCGCCCGAGUUGCAUCCGGAUUCCGAGGCGGGAACAGAAGAUAAGCGACGAGACGAAACGUGCAAACUGAGACAAGAUGUUGGCAUGUGGCGGCGCAGGGCUGAAUCUGCUGAGAAAAGAGUUCUAGUAUUUGAGAGGUUCACCGAGCGGCUAAAGGGUAUUCGUGAUGCGGCGAUUGCAUCGGAGCAACCUGGAUGGCAAGAAAGCGAGCAGCAGGGCGACGCAUCAGCGAGCGGCCUCAAGUUGGAUAAUGAGUAUGUGGCUGCAGCUGCUCGGGUCCGAUUUGCCACGGUGGAUGGCAAGGAAGAACAGGCUACUCCCGGGGAGACCGUUCCGGAACAGAGGAAUGAUGGGCCCCGUACAAGUGCGGAGAGCAGACGAAGCAAAACUUGUACAGAGUGUGGCGAGGAGCCAAAAUUGGGUAGGCGAGCCCCUGUAGGCCAGCAGGAGGGUGGACUGCGUCCGAGACCGGCCAGCAUUGACGAAGUAGCUGAGCUGUGGAUGGCAGCCAAGGAACUGCUUGAUAUGGACAGGAAUGAGGACACUUGA
Cordyceps militaris CM01 is the source of this 3024-nucleotide messenger RNA. Its product is annotated as Rho GTPase activation protein. Lineage: Eukaryota; Fungi; Ascomycota; Sordariomycetes; Hypocreales; Cordycipitaceae. The transcript is spliced from 4 exons. The record is from RefSeq and is a predicted model, not a curated record. The coding region runs from base 1 to 3024 and encodes 1007 amino acids.